AUGGAUGUCCUGCCGCCGCCAGACUAUCCUCCAGUUGAGUCGAGCGAAUACCCUCAGUUGCCGACUCGGACGCCGGCACCCACUCUUGAGGUGUUACAUGCUUCCUGCGCUGGCGGUGAUAUUCAGAAAUUUCGGGAUAUUCUCAAAAAACAAUGUUCAUCGUCUAAGGAAUUUGACAUAUGCGACUUCUAUGCGAUAAUGAUAGAAGCCAUCAAACGAGACCAAGUACAAUUCAUUAAAGAGCUCCUUGAUCUUGGCUUGCCCAUGGAUCCGCUCUAUGCUCUGACAGCGAUUCAUGCGAAGGGAAAGGGCGCUCUGAAAGUACUUCUUGAGAAUGGUUGGAAUAUCAACCAGCCUAUGAGCGAACUCAAACCUCCUGUGUUAGGUUAUGCUAUUGCAGAUGAGGAGAUGGUAGCUUGGCUCCUCGACCAUGGAGCCGAUCCUAAUCGACAAUGUGUUAUUGAUCUCACCCCACUUUCUCUUGCUGUCGAGAGCGCGCCAAUAUCAGUCAUUCAGCUGAUGCUAAGUCGUGGCGGAGAUUUUCGAAAAGGCCAACUUCUCCAUCACGCAAUUGAGCGGCAUUCUGACAGCAUUGCGGUCUUGAGCAUUCUUGUAGGAAAAGGGGCAGCUAUCAAUACAACUAUGUACGAGGACCAUUAUCCUUCUCGGGCGCUAUUCUCUUUCAUGGGUCUCGGAGCGCCUUUGCAUAAAGCGGUUGAACUGGGCAAAGCCGAUGUGGUUCGCUACUUGGUCAGCGAAGGGGCGAAUUUGAAUAUCAAAGAUACAAAAGGUCGCACAGCUCUGGAGUAUGCUCGAAUGUUAAAUCAGCGGGAAGUCAUCUAUACCCUUGAGAAAUUUUCCUAG
Molecule: messenger RNA, 864 nt
Organism: Penicillium malachiteum
Lineage: Eukaryota; Fungi; Ascomycota; Eurotiomycetes; Eurotiales; Aspergillaceae
Product: ankyrin repeat domain-containing protein
Exons: 2
Coding region: 1-864 (287 amino acids)
Molecular function (GO): protein binding
Source: RefSeq, a predicted model, not a curated record